Vespula pensylvanica (western yellowjacket) is the source of this 2192-nucleotide messenger RNA. RefSeq names its product ras-related protein Rab-10 (gene Rab10). Gene Ontology annotation, cellular component: Golgi apparatus; insulin-responsive compartment; recycling endosome. Gene Ontology annotation, biological process: cellular response to insulin stimulus. The record is from RefSeq and is a predicted model, not a curated record. The transcript has 6 exons. Gene Ontology annotation, molecular function: GTP binding; GTPase activity. Bases 368 to 970 code for a protein of 200 amino acids. NCBI's taxonomy places the organism in Eukaryota, Metazoa, Arthropoda, Insecta, Hymenoptera, Vespidae.
UGAGGGCACGAUAUAGAUAUAAUUAUACUCGAACGAUCUUGGGAAAAGCGAAUUCGUCAUCGUUCCGCGAGCGCGAAGCACGAAGUCACCCCAAUGCCUUUCAUUGCGCGCCGCAUCGUCGUGCGUCGCCGCGUCGUCUUUUAAUAGUUCUCCCUGUGACCGGUUUUCCCGUCGUACCGAGAUACUCGUUUUACGUCGAAGACGCGCCCUCGUUCGACCUUGAAAUUCUUAUAAAUCGGCACGUAGCGUUCGAUGUUCGAGACAUCCUCGAUCCUCAGGAUAUCCUCUUCCUUUUUACACUACCGCAAGCGAUCGUUCUUUUCCCUCUUUGAUCUCAAGUAUCCUUAACGAGAAACAGCUCCGUGAAAUGGCGAAAAAGACGUACGACCUGUUGUUCAAGUUGCUCCUCAUCGGUGAUUCCGGAGUCGGCAAGACUUGUAUACUCUUCAGAUUUUCCGAUGACGCUUUCUCUACGACCUUCAUUUCUACCAUAGGUAUCGAUUUCAAGAUCAAGACCGUCGAGUUGAAAGGGAAAAAGAUCAAAUUACAGAUAUGGGACACUGCUGGUCAAGAAAGAUUUCAUACUAUCACGACGUCCUAUUACAGAGGUGCCAUGGGUAUAAUGCUCGUUUACGAUAUAACGAAUGAAAAAACUUUUGAGAAUAUAGUUAAAUGGUUAAGAAAUAUCGACGAGCAUGCAAAUGAAGACGUAGAAAAAAUGAUACUUGGUAACAAAAGUGAUAUGGAAGAUAAACGCGUCGUUAGUACUGAGAAAGGAGAAGCAAUAGCAAGAGAGCAUGGCAUCAGAUUUAUGGAAACGUCUGCAAAAGCUAAUAUCAAUAUCGAUCGGGCAUUCAGCGAAUUAGCAGAAGCAAUUUUGGAAAAAAUUCAGGGAAAAGAACCGCAGGAUGCUCCGGAUAGAGUAACCGUUGAUAGAAGGGUGGAGAGAAGUUCCAAUCGGUGCUGCUAAUUUUAUAUUAUUUAUUUAAUGGCGCAUAAUAAACUAUCUCUAUCUAUAUCUAUAUAUAUAUAUAUAUAUAUAUAUAUAUAUAAACGCGUGCCACUUGAAAUAGAUUUGUGGAUAGAUAUAGAACAUAAUUUAAAACAUAAUAGCAUAAUUAAACUCUUUGUGACACUGCCUGAUCAAAACUAAUUCAGUUAAUUGGAUGUCAAUUGUGGUAAUAACAUUGAGUACAAUUUAAUGAAGGGUUGUCAACAAAUUAUCCAAUUUUAUUUUUCAAUGUAAAAUUCUUUCGUUAUAUCCACAGGCUUCAGAGAAUGAACUGUAAAUGCUAUUUUAUGCAUACAUAAAUAUAUUUGUAAGUGUAUCUAAUGCACGUAUACAGACUGAACCUCCGUUGAUGAAGAAAGCUAAUAUAGAAUAUCUAUUGAUAUUAGCUUUAUCGAUAAGGCUUCAUUUUUUCAUACGAAAAUAUGCAUUAGUGGUCGAACAAAGUUAGUUAUGUCAUAUCGUUUGUUACGAAGCUGAAAUUUGUUACCAUGGGAAGCAUGAGAACGAAUGCUAACAUUUUAAACAUUUCUAUCUAUCUAUGUAAACUUUAACGCUUUUUCAUAUGAACGUUGCACAUCACGUGGCUUCUUUACAAUUAAGUUUUAAUUGGAUCCUUUUUAAAUUUAAAUUGAAAAGCUUUGAACCAAAAGCUUUUAUCCUAUUUGUGUAAGACUAAUUUACUAUAAAUAUAAAUAUUCAAGAUUUCGAAGUCAUUCCAUUAUUGCUCUAUGAUCCUUUCAAUGUUGAAUAUCGUAGAACCUAUUUCGAUACGUAUGUACAUCGAUAUAUAGACAUAUAUCGAGUCGAAUUAUUCGCGUUUUUACGAAAUAUUUUACGAGUACAAACGAAGUCUUUACCGUGUACAAGUACGGUGAAAAUAGAAUGAUAAUUAUUUUAUAUCUGUAACUUUUAUUAUUCAAACAUGAACAAAGAUUAAACAUAUUGACAAAUACCUAUAUAAAUACAUAAAGAGCGAUCAAGUGUCUAGGAUUUUCUAUCAAUCGGUAGACUGCAUAUAACGUUACACAUCGUAUAUAAUAUUUUCAUCAUUAAAGUAAGGAACAAUGAUAUUAAUAAUUUAGCAAUUGUAUCGUUCAUUCAAUUGUCAUACAUAAAGUGCAUAACAAUAAUGUUAUGUGCCCGUUGGAACGACGUGAAGGUAACGGGGGGGGGGGGGGGG